CAGUCAGGGAAGAGGGAGCCAGAGACGAACACAAAGGGGCAGGAGUAACUGGAGCACUUGGGAAGCAGGGGCACUCACCAGCUCUCCCCCUGCGCUGUGGGCACAGCAGCAUCGGGCAGCUCCCCAGUGUGGGAGCCAUGUCAGCAGUGCCAGCGAGCAGGCUCCUGCAGAUGGGGGUGCUGGGCUACUUGCUCCUCUUCUCGUUCAUCUCCUUCACCUCCUCGGUCCGGGUGGACUUCACCGAGCACCGGAAUAAAGCUGCCAAGAUCAAAGUCAACCCCAGGGGCAACCUCUGGGCAACAGGUCACUUCAUGGGAAAGAAGAGUAUCUCAGGCCCUUCACACCUGGAGUCUCCAGAGGAUGCUGCCAUAAGCUCUGUCCCAAUGGCCUUCAGCCCAUCCCUCCGAGCCAUCCUGGAGGACAUGAAGGAGCUGCUUACCAGGGAACUCCUGAAAAUCCUCUUGCAAGAGAGAUUAUUAGAUGAGAACCAAGGAAAGCACAAUCUUGCUGACCAGGAGACGGGGUUGCUAAUGAAGGUGCUGGAGAAAUAUCUUUCAAACUGAGGAGGACCGGUGGCCGCCAUCAACAUGGAGGACUUGGGCCAGUGCCCCCGACGGUCUCACUAGUUUACAGGGAAUGCCCAAGGGCAUUCCCCUUGCGGUGUACUGUGGCUGCGUCAUUUUUUGGUUAUUUAUUCUUACUGUAAUAUUGUUCCCAGAGAGUGCCUGGGGGACAAAUCCAGCACUUUCUAUAUAUUCCCCUCCCUUCCCCACUGUGGAUUCUGCAUCAUUGACGUUUAAAGAGCCCCUGUGAAUAAAACCAACUCUUUGCACAGCAUGGGCGAGCCCUUGCCUUGGAGUCUCAGGGCAAAGGCUGGAGCAACGAGCUACUUCAAAACAGCCAGAGCCUUGGGUACAGAUGGGAUUGGUGCAGGGGCUUUGCAGGUAUCCUGGCCUUUAUCAGGGAGGGAGAGGCGAUGUGAGAGGGGCCUACUGAAUACUGGCAGGGAGGGAGGGUCUUUAAAUGUGGAUGAGGGAUUGUUGCUGGUA
Messenger RNA from Alligator sinensis (Chinese alligator), 1049 nucleotides. RefSeq names its product neuromedin B (gene NMB). The coding region runs from base 138 to 563 and encodes 141 amino acids. Gene Ontology annotation, molecular function: neuromedin B receptor binding; neuropeptide hormone activity. The transcript is spliced from 3 exons. Gene Ontology annotation, cellular component: neuron projection. The record is from RefSeq and is a predicted model, not a curated record. Gene Ontology annotation, biological process: neuropeptide signaling pathway; positive regulation of hormone secretion. NCBI's taxonomy places the organism in Eukaryota, Metazoa, Chordata, Crocodylia, Alligatoridae.